GUUCCCGGCAGCCCCUGCUCUCGGCUCUUGGCGCUCCCGCGCGUGUGUCUGUCCGAGACAGAGUCCGUCCCGGAGCAACCGCCAUUCCGUGUGUGAGCCGCGCCAUCAGUCCGCUCCGCUCUCGUACCGACCGACAGACACACACAGCACCGAGCAGUAGCGGCAUGAGUUUACCAUUGAAUCCGAAACCUUUCCUCAAUGGGUUGACUGGCAAACCGGUGAUGGUGAAGUUAAAGUGGGGAAUGGAAUACAAAGGUUACUUAGUUUCAGUUGAUGGGUAUAUGAACAUGCAGCUUGCAAACACAGAAGAAUAUAUUGAUGGUGCGUUAGCGGGUCAUCUUGGAGAAGUCCUAAUCAGGUGUAACAACGUUCUGUACAUUAGAGGCGUUGAGGAGGAGGAAGAAGAUGGAGAAAUGAGAGAGUAACUUUCCUUUUUGUUUGGAAGAAUAACCACGUGUACCAUUUUUUUAGUACUUUUUUUUAAUCCAGUAAACGAGAUGUUAUUUUUGGGACUGCACUGACUAGAUCAGACAGUUCUACUGUGCACCAAAAUGUCCAAGACAAACUAAUUUAAUUGUAGACAUAAACUAGAAGAGUUAAUAUGGCACUGUGAAUUCAGAUGUACCAGUAAAAACCCUUUUACAUCUUGA
Hemiscyllium ocellatum (epaulette shark) is the source of this 650-nucleotide messenger RNA. It is a transcript of the gene snrpf, whose product is annotated as small nuclear ribonucleoprotein polypeptide F. Gene Ontology annotation, molecular function: RNA binding. The record is from RefSeq and is a predicted model, not a curated record. NCBI's taxonomy places the organism in Eukaryota, Metazoa, Chordata, Chondrichthyes, Orectolobiformes, Hemiscylliidae. Gene Ontology annotation, cellular component: catalytic step 2 spliceosome; U1 snRNP. Gene Ontology annotation, biological process: mRNA splicing, via spliceosome; spliceosomal snRNP assembly. The transcript is spliced from 4 exons. The coding region runs from base 165 to 425 and encodes 86 amino acids.